This is a messenger RNA of Daphnia pulicaria, 2393 nucleotides long. Its product is annotated as pancreatic lipase-related protein 2-like. The record is from RefSeq and is a predicted model, not a curated record. Bases 534 to 2111 code for a protein of 525 amino acids. Lineage: Eukaryota; Metazoa; Arthropoda; Branchiopoda; Diplostraca; Daphniidae. The transcript has 10 exons. Gene Ontology annotation, molecular function: protein binding; lipase activity. Gene Ontology annotation, biological process: lipid metabolic process.
UAAAUAUUUGUUUAAGAGCAAUCACUAUUGCUGAAAGCAAAAACUUGCAUUGGUAGUACCCAGAAGGCUUAUCGCCUGAGAGGAUAAUGAAUACUUUCAUACUCCACAUAUGGUAUUGGCUCAUGUUUUACUCAUUCAAGCAGGCUUAUACACAAUACAAUGAACAAAGAGUGGUACAAGGUCAAUACUCAACCAUUUCGGUGUUAGUGUGACGAGCAGCACCGGAGCGGGAGGACUUGUGUCGGUUUUACUCAGCCAUUACGUACCUGCGAACAGCAUGAUAUUUGUGAAAAAUUUGAGGUUAUUCUACUUCCAAAACGUUUUGUUUGCCAUGUUAUUUUCCGAAAUAUUCAGUGUAUCUUACCAACCAGAAUCAAGGCGAGUGAAUAAAUGUUGAUCAAUGGCUUGAAAAUGUCUCAUUUCUGUCACUUUUCUGCUCUGAUUCUUAAAUCAGGACAAAUAUUUAUCCGCAAUCGUCGCCACCCGAAAAUGGACAUAAAGUCAUCGGCUUAUUCUAUUCUUUACAUGCUGCAAUGGCGUCCGUACGACAAGAAGAAGUGCAACUUGACCUUAAUCAAACUCUUUCAGGAACAAUCGCGUUGAGUCUAGAUAAUACUGUCUGCUAUGAAGAUCUGGGAUGUAUUACCCGCUUCUCGUUUGCCGACCCACUUUUGUGGCCAAUUAAUUUGUUGCCCGAGCCCCGGGAUAAGAUUAAUACGCAUUUCACCCUGUACACCAGAGAACAACCCUACAAUACAGCAAAUUUUAUUCCAAUAUCGGCUAAAGACCCAAAUGGAAUAAUGGAGACGUCUUUCAAAGCUACUCGCCCAACGAAAUUUUAUAUCCAUGGAUGGCACGCUACCGGGUACGAAGCCCGUUACCAAACCUUUGUAGAAAGAUUGCUGGCAAACAGUGAUGUCAACGUCGUUUUCGCUCAUUGGGGAGGAGGAGCGAACACAAAUUGCGAUCAGGCCCACGCUAACACUCGUCUCGUUGGCUUGGAAAUCGCAUUUCUUGUCAACACCAUGAUAGAUAAAUUGGGAGUCAAGGCUUCAGAUGUUCAUUUGAUUGGACAUAGCCUUGGAGCGCACACAGGAGGCUACGCCGGAGAAAAAAUAUUUCAGCUGGGCCGAAUCACAGGUUUAGAUCCUGCCGCACCCUAUUUUCGUGGAAUGUCUCCUUUUGCUUGUUUGGAUCCUUCGGACGCUCUUUUUGUUGAUGCGGUUCACACCGACGGUGGUUUCUUAGGUAUUUAUCGCCCUGUGGGUCAUCUAGACUUCUACCCCAAUGGUGGCUUAGUUCAGCCCGGUUGCAAGCCUCCUUCUUGGCCACCUAGUACGAACGACUCGAUACUCUCUUGCGAUCAUGUGCGGGCCAUUUACCUGUACAGCGAAUCGUUUCUAUCCGACGACAGCUGCCAGAGCAUAGGAUAUGAGUGCUCCGAUUACGAAUCCUUCAACAAAGGUCAUUGCACAACUUGCGGAUCAGACAACACUCAGUGCGCUCCUUUUGGUUUGCAAGCCAAUACUUUCCCGAUCGGCGACAGGAUCAACGUCAAAAUUUUCUUUAACACCGGACCCAACUUCCCAUUCUGUAGAUACCACUACGCAGUCAACAUCAAUUUGGCUAAACCACAGGAAGCUAAGGAUCACAUCAAAGGAAAACUUCGAUUAUCUGUUAGUGGAGAUCAAGACAUUUUGCGAAACAUAAAACUUCCGCUGACAUAUUUAAAACAUGGAGGAGAUAACACAUUUCUCUUUGCUGUCCCAACUAACGUGGGUCGAGUCGAAAAAGUCAAUCUUCGUUGGAAGUACGCGAUGACGGAUUUGCUGGAUUGGCUGGAUGGGACUUGUUAUUUGGGGUUUUGUAAUCAAAGACUCUACGUUAACAGCGUUACGAUUUCGGAACUGAACAACUACCCUGAAGAGAAAAGAAUCGCCAACACUUUCAAGAACUGCCCGCAAUCUGUGCCCGGCGUCAUCAGAAAUCACUGUAAUUUGGAUUUCACCAUCGGAAAUAGUUGCGUGAAAACAUUUCAGCUACAUUUUACAUGGUUUCCGCUAUCGUGGUUUACUCGUCAAUCAGACCCGAGCACAAUUACAUCUCACUAAUUUAAAAAUGUCUUACUUAAAAUAGACUGAUGUGACUGUAGUUAGUAGCAAGCCUUUUUUCUAAUAGAAACGAAGGGUUUUUACGUUUGACGUUCACCCGAGCACAAUUCCAUCUCAUUAAUUUAAAUAUGUUUGCUAAAUUAUUGCGCAGGACUGUGUCUUAUUUAAAAUAAACUGAUGUGACUUUAAGUAGGAAGCCUCUUUUCUAUUAGAAACGAAAAGGUUUUUACGUUGGAAAACGCUCUUGUGUAUAAAAGAUACACGACAAACUAUAGAACACUA